AUGAAGUCGGUUGCGGGUACUAAAUGGGUCAACCAACACAUUCAGCGUCUCAAGAGCUUGGGUCGAUGGAUGAAGGCGGUUCCAGAGAGAGAGAGCUUUCGCUUUGGAGAUGGACAUGAGGUGUGGAGUGAGUUUUCCUUCAUCUUUGAGGCCACUUUGCUUGGGGUACGGGUGGUGCUUCGCUUGAGUGUGGUUCCUGGGGACUGUCCUCCUUUGCUUUCUAAGCCGGCAUGUACACAGUUGGGCAUUGUCAUAGACACGGAGAACCACACAGUUUCGUCGCGCAAGCUCCGGGUGCGUAGGUAUGGGAUGAGUCAAACCUUUGGCGGUCACUAUGCCCUGCCCAUUGCUGAGUUCGAAGACCACAUGUCCCCCAUCGAGGACCCCGACCUUCCAGUGCACUCCGAAGCGAUUCCCGUGUAUGUAGCAAGCCCGCUUGACAUAGAGCCUGAAUCGCCUCCUGAAGAGCUUCCUUGGAGAACUUGGAUCCGGAGAGAUAGGCAAAUGGAGUGCACAGUGGGCCCGGGCCGGAAUGGACCUCCUUGGCAUUGCGUGUUUCGCAGAGUAGUGUACGUGGCGGGAACGAAUGAGAUGUUGCUGAACGAACCCGUCACUCCCCAGACAAGAAUCCGCACUCCUCUUCCUAGGCGCUGUGACACCCGCACGAUCCUCUUCUUCCGGCUGCCGGGCUCUGCAGGGAAUCAAGGUGACAAUUCGAUGAUCGCCAUGGUGCGUGGGAAGCGCGAGAAUGUGAUGACGACGCCCCGGGGCGAGAUCCCCGCUCACCACCGGUUGGACGUGGAGGACUCCGAUCAGGACUACGAGAAGGCGCUCCUCGAGGAUUGGAGCCGAGUGGACACCCCCGGCGAAUCGAGGUCGCCCUCGCGGCCCCCCAGCAAGCCGAAGUUGAGACCUGCGGCGAGGAAGGCGAGCCUGGGCGCACGGUUGAAGGCGGGGCUCACCAGGACUGUUCGCUCCAAAUCCGCAGACAAGACUCGAGAGCGCUCAGCCGAGAAGAGUCCCAGCCCUCGAGCUCAUCGGCACCGCUCCCCCGAGGCCUACAGCGCGGCGACCGAUCACAAGGAGAAGGACAAGCAGACUGGGGCAUUGCUGAAGGGGCAGGCGGCCGGGCCCAAGGAGAAGGACAAGCGGACUUUGGCAUCGCUCAAGGAGCAGGCUGCCGAGCUCGAGGAGAUCUUGCUGCACUACCUCGACCCCUCGAGUUUGCCGACAGAAGGUUCGAAAGCAACGAAGGCGUACUGGGUGAGCCGGAUCCAGAUGUUGGAGGAGGAGUUGGAGCUUUGUCAGGGGCCACAGGCCAUGGAGGACGAGGCAGUGGAGCUGGCCAAGCCGAGUUUGAGUGGAGAGGACGCCUCAGUCCCCUCGCUGGACAGUCCGCCUCCGAGGACCAGGGGAAGGGCCAGCUCGACGACGAGUUCUACGACGCCUACAGCCACAGCGAGAGCGAAGCCCAAGGGAGCACCCAAGAAGCAGCAUGCUCUGACGGACCACAGCGCUCCCUUCCCCACAAUGUCCAGCAAGUUUUCCGACGACCUCCCGAUCAACAUCAUGAUCAGCUUGCAGUCCCAGCUCUUCACGUUCAAAUGGAAAACCCUGGUCUGGAUGCUUCGAGUCCGGGCCGCCGUGAGGGCGGAGAUGGGACAUCGGGUUCAGUGGAAAAGGAAUCCGAGAUGGUUGAUGCUGUUGCUGGGAAAGCAGAUGGGGAGCUUAUGGGGGCACAUAGGCGCGGCUCGUCAGCUGUGUCACGACCCGAGACUUUCCGGCCUGAUGAAGGGGAACCCUUUGGAGACGAGCAGCGCCAGGGCUGCUGUGGCCGACCGUCGCGAGGAUUGA
Messenger RNA from Symbiodinium natans, 1854 nucleotides. The record is from the annotation of a GenBank genome assembly. NCBI's taxonomy places the organism in Eukaryota, Dinophyceae, Suessiales, Symbiodiniaceae.